Messenger RNA from Oppia nitens, 1212 nucleotides. Its product is annotated as dual specificity protein phosphatase 22-like. Gene Ontology annotation, cellular component: nucleus. NCBI's taxonomy places the organism in Eukaryota, Metazoa, Arthropoda, Arachnida, Sarcoptiformes, Oppiidae. Gene Ontology annotation, molecular function: protein tyrosine/serine/threonine phosphatase activity. The transcript has 2 exons. The record is from RefSeq and is a predicted model, not a curated record. Bases 199 to 1155 code for a protein of 318 amino acids. Gene Ontology annotation, biological process: protein dephosphorylation.
GUAUUUGCAACCAUUGAAUAACAAGUAUUUAAUAAUAAAAUACUAAAUAAAAUAAAAAAAAACAGCAAAUAAUAAGUGAAACCAUAAUUCAAAAAACGAUUUAACAAAACAUUAUGUUAUGUCUUAAGACUUGAAUUGGCGGACAAUUAUUGUAUUAGAUCCAUUAUCAUCACUACUAUCACUAUUACCGUUAAAGAUAUGCCACACGACUGUAUUAACCAAAUCGAUGACAAGCUAUUCCUCGGCAGUCUGGAGGCGGCAACCAAUCGGACAUUGUUGCAACUGUACGAAAUCAAAUUGGUGAUCACUGUUAUGGACCGAUCAGUUAAAAGUGGUGACACCGACAACGAGAUCUGCUACUAUCAUAUCAAUGCCAAAGACUGCAAGACUACCCAACUGUUGGAUCGUUUCGAAGAAACCUAUCAGUUGAUUGCCGACACACACGGCAUGGAUCGCGGCGUUUUGGUACACUGUAGGGCCGGUAUCUCUCGCAGUGCAACACUGGUCACUGCUUUUCUCAUGAAACGCUACCGUUUGCCCUAUUCGGAGGCCAUUCGAGUGGUCCGUUCGAAGAGGCCGUCGGUCAACCCGAACGCCGGUUUCGUUACACAACUGCAACUCUACGAACGUAUGAACGACUUUUCGUUGGACGCAAAUCGGCCACAAUUUCGCCAAUAUCUGUUGAAAAUGUAUACACCGUUAGGUAUUUACAAUUAUCUCGAACGUCGAGCACAAGUAGAACGGGUGGCCACUGUGUCGGCGGCGGCAACGGGUCCCUACUAUCUAUGCAAAUAUUGUUCGUACAGACUGUACAAUGAGAUUCAUGUUAUCCAAAACGAUACGCCAAAGACCAUCGACAACAACAACGACGACGACAAGUCAAAUGUAUGUCAAAGUAAUGGCUGUUCUGAUGUGUUCAUUGAGCCGCAAGACUGGAUGAUUUCGGCUAACAAUUAUAAGAAAUGGUCGGCCAGUCCGUCGAUGUACGGCCGGUGCAGUCCAGCGGGCGUUCAUCAAGUCGUUUGUCCCAAAUGUAGUCAAACAAUUGGUUCAUACAAUCCGAUUAGCUAUCGAUGCAAUUGUUGCAAACAUUUUAAUCUCAGAUGUCUUGAGUUCAAAAUCGACAACAAUUUGGUGGUCAAGAAGACUGACUGAAGAUCUGAUCUCAUCAUCAAAUAAUUAUCGCCAAAAAAAAUACAAAAAUUAAAUUCU